This is a messenger RNA of Tigriopus californicus, 2336 nucleotides long. Its product is annotated as glutamate-rich protein 3-like. The transcript has 7 exons. NCBI's taxonomy places the organism in Eukaryota, Metazoa, Arthropoda, Copepoda, Harpacticoida, Harpacticidae. The record is from RefSeq and is a predicted model, not a curated record. Bases 306 to 2138 code for a protein of 610 amino acids.
GAUCGUCCCUACCUGUCUUUAGGUUCAAGAUCAGAUUAUGGAUCAAACUCUGGAAAUUCUUUUCCUGGUGGGAACAACGACGAGUGCUGUAGUCAAAGAGGACACUCGAACACUAGCUUUCCUCCUGAUGGUCUAGGAAUUAGGUGGACAAACAACCGAAAGAUGUAGUGCAAGAUAGGAGACCAAUAAAAGAUCAGUAUCCAAGUCCCCAGUGUUUCAACACUAGGGUGGUUCCACAAGUGCCAAAAAGUUUUCCAAUCAAGUGUAAUUAAUCGAUUGCGCUUGAUAGGUGAUAGGUGAUCAUCAUGUUCACCAAUCAAUCCAGUCAAGAGUGCCAAUCGCGCUUCUUCAAGCAGUGGCAUCCAGAUUACAUUGGUUCCUACAACAGCCUGCGGGACCGACAUCUCAAGCAUUUUUUCCAACAUCCGGCUCGCAGAACUCACCUCAAUAAGAACAACCAGGUCACGUCCCAUGGGAAGAUCAUCAAUGAAAGGGAGUGGCGCAAACAAAAUAUCGCUUGGGAAAGAUGUCGUCGAGAGGCCGAAGAACAAGGAGAACUACUUCAAAUGAGGCCAGUUGACUCGAGAAGAGCCAAAAUGGAACUGAGGCAACAACAAAAAGAUGACGAUGCUCGCGAGAAGAAACGAGAAGAAACGGACGAGACACGGGACAAGGCUCAAGAAGUGAAAGACGCUUGGGUGGAUCAGAAUACACUGUUGGCUAAGAUCUCUGAUACCAACAGGUCAGAUGUGGAGCAUCUAAUUAAUUUCUUGAAUUUUGAGAUUGAGUACAUACUUAGACCGCAAUCAGCGCCCAUAAGAUAUCGCGGAUCUCCUCGUCUUCACACCCACCAACGGGCCCAUAGUGCCAAAAGAUUGAAUUUGACCUCAAGAUACGGAUAUCCAAAGGUGACAAAUCAAAGAUCGAAAAGUGCAGAUCGGCCCCCUGAACAACAAAGUCAUCAACCGAUUCGGAACAUUGAAAUUCCCGAGACCCAAUUCGUAUCGAGCAAAGAUCCGUCGAAGAAGAGCAGACCAUUUACAGCCCCACCUAGGUCGCGACCUAAAAGUAAUCGUCGGUCACGACUUCGAUCUCAAUCCCAUCCAAAUUACAAAGAGGAUGAGUAUCUCAAAACCAAAGUGGUCCUUCAGUACGUGGGACUUUCGGACCCCAGUGAUAUCGGGAACAACUCUCGUUCUCGUUAUAAGGCUUCUCGAAAGCGCCGUCGUAAAAUGUUGGCGCUACCCUCGCAAAUUGAUGAAGUGACCAUUGUUCAACAGCCUCGAGGUUCCUACGUUCUGGAAGUGUUCAAUGGAUUCAUUCAGGUCGGAGAGACUUUCGAAUUCACGUCAAGGAGGGUUGAGGGCUUCCCUUUCAGUUUGACCAUCUACGUCAACCGCCAAUGCCAUGUCCGACUCUCCGUGUGCUGUGAAGCCAAACGAGCUCCAGGAACCCGCUUGGGAAGGGGGAGCUUUCAAUUGGUCGAAAUGGAGGAGCCUGUUCCAUGCUUAAGGUGUUUAGUGGAAAGUGACCCUGUCGCUCGAAAGCUUUCCGCUCGAAUUAGCCAACGUAGAGGUGUUUAUGACCGCUUUGGUAACAGGAGACCACCGUCUGCGAUAUCUGACCAACCAAGUGCCGUGGUGAAGAAAUCCCGUUCCAGGAAGACCCGAACCUUAACCUCUGAAGGGUCGGAAUCAGACGACGAUCUAAGCCCAUUGGUGCGGCACAGUAAAUAUCGAACCCCAAUGAGGAGAAAACGGAAUCAAUUAACACCAAAGUCUCGUACCGACAACACAAACCAUAACAACGCAAAGUUUCACCGGAAAUCACGUCCAAAGUCGGCCCCCAAGCACAAUGGUCGGCAGGAUGAUACCGGUUCGCCUGUCCCAGAGUUGGAUGACUACUCUUCUGUUGCCGACGAAUCGAGUGAGGAAGACAUUGAACUCUCACAAAGGUCCAAUCAGAAUGACGAACGAUCAGAUUCCGAAUCUGAUUCCGAGUCUAGUCCUGGUUCAAAAUCGGAAGAGGCUUUGGAAGAUGACAACAAGGACGAAAGUGAUCAAGAGGAAAAAUCAAAAUAUCAAGAAACCAAGAAUAAACAGGGCAAGAACAAGAUCAUGAAAAAUAAAGUAAGAUAGUAGACGAAUAUCAACUUGUCCUAUGCCAAACAGUAUCGCUUCCGAGGGAAGCCUUUGUAAAAUAUCACAACUCGUACCACGUGGAAACAAAACAGACCAACAUAGCACUCAAUAAACUCAUAAAGGACCUGAUCAUAUAAAAGUAUGUCUGCUAAUUCUUCUUUUUCACUUUAAAAUAAACCCAUUCCACUUAUUGCC